Molecule: messenger RNA, 1356 nt
Organism: Verticillium alfalfae VaMs.102
Lineage: Eukaryota; Fungi; Ascomycota; Sordariomycetes; Glomerellales; Plectosphaerellaceae
Product: vacuolar calcium ion transporter
Exons: 4
Coding region: 1-1356 (451 amino acids)
Biological process (GO): intracellular calcium ion homeostasis; calcium ion transmembrane transport
Cellular component (GO): fungal-type vacuole membrane
Molecular function (GO): calcium:proton antiporter activity
Source: RefSeq, a predicted model, not a curated record
AUGGCCGACAACAACACAGCCAACGUCAGUUUCCGCGAGCAGGUUCGCCGCACAUGGGACAGCAACACGAGCAAGCCUGUAUCCGACGCCGGUCGUGAGGAUGGCGCCAGCGAGUCUUCACCACUGCUGGGCAAUGGCUCCGGCCAGCCCCAUCUGAGGGACGCCGACGGCGACGAGCCUCGCGCGAAUGGUCACUCCAGGAACAAGACGGUUCAAUUCUUCUUCGAUACGGAGAGGACGCCCGGUAGCGACAGCGACAACGUCUUCGUCAAGUACUCAGCCUACACCUGGCACGUCACCAAGGUGACCCUCCUCAGCAACUAUGUCAACUUCCUCCUCUUCAUGGUGCCAUUGGGCAUUGUUGCCGGCAAGAUGGGCUGGGGUGCGACUGCUGUGUUCACCAUCAACUUCUUCGCCAUCAUCCCCUUGGCCGCCGUUCUCUCUUACGCUACCGAGCAGAUCUCCAUGAAGCUGGGCGAGUCCCUCGGCGGUCUCCUCAACGCCACCUUUGGAAACGCUGUCGAGCUCAUCGUCAGCAUUGUCGCCCUCAAGGACGGCCAGAUUGAGGUCGUCCAGUCCUCCAUGCUCGGCUCCAUCCUGUCGACCUGCUGCUUGUCAUGGGCAUGUGCUUCUUCUUCGGUGGCAUCGUCAACAUGCGCGACCCUGCGACCGGCCUCGGCAUGGAGCAGAGCUUCGCCUCGGCCACGGCCCAGACGACUUGCUCGCUCAUGGCGCUGUCGUCGGCGUCGCUCGUCAUCCCCGCUACGCCCCGAGAAGGAACACAGCAUCCUCGUGCUUUCGCGCGGCACCGCCAUCACCCUCCUUGUCCUCUACGUCAUGUACUUGUGGUUCCAGCUUCGCACCCACCCCAACCUUUUCGAUUCCGAGGUCCAGCUUAGCGAGGAGGAGACGGAGGAGCCCGCCAUGGGUCCCGUUGCCGCCGGUCUUGUCCUUGUCGUGACCACCGUUCUCGUCGCCAUCUGCGCCGACUACCUCGUGGGCAGCAUCGACGAUAUUGUGGAGGAGGCGCAUAUCAGCAAGAACUUCAUUGGUCUUAUUCUCAUCCCCAUCGUCGGAAACGCUGCUGAGCACCAUUCGAUCGCUCUUCUCGUCACCCCCUUCCUCGUCAUCCUCGGCUGGGCGGUUCUCGACCAGCCCAUGACCCUCCACUUUGAGACCUUCGAGACGGUCGCCUUUGCCUUCUCCGUUCUCGUCGUCACCUACACCGUCCAAGACGGCAAGUCGAACUACCUCGAGGGUGCCAUGUUGCUGGGCCUCUACUUUAUCAUCGCGCUGGCCUUCUACGUCAGCCCUAGCGACGCCAUGGACAAAGCGCUCAACCUUGUCAGUCGCUAA